GAGGGAUCGGAGUAAAGCACCCGACCCGCCGCGGAUAUCAAUCAGCACCACCGCAGCUAUCCACAAUCUAGCUCUGCUCCGCCAAAGCUUCUUCCUUCCUCCACCACCACCAACUUCUCUCCAACUCCACACCCACCACCUCUCAACCUCACCACCACUACCACUACAACCAACCAACCCAAACCCUCAAAAUGGAACCCCUAACCACACCCCCCGACACAACAACCUUCAUCCCCCUCGCCGAACACCAAUCCCGCACCCCCAGCUCCUUCCACUCCGGCCCAGCAGUCCUGUACUCCCACCACCAAAACUGCAAGUUGGUCAUCCUUGAGCGCGAUCUCCUCGCCGUCCCAGCCCUGGGUGCUCUGCGCGACUCCCCUGCCACCGCAAACGGCACCUCUACCACGACCAGCGACGAAGAAACUGAAGUCGUCAUCCAGGGCGUGAACGUCUGGGUUACGUCUGAAAAAUUCCUCCUCCACAACCCCACCACCAACACCGGCCUCUCAAUCCCUUACCCCACCAUCCAUCUGCACGCCAUCCAACGUCUCCAACUCCCCUCAUCCCCCGGGGAAGAAGUCCAGGGAUUAUACAUGCAACUCGCCCAUCCCUCACCCCAAAACUACACUUCCGGCGACGACGAAGAAGAAAUCCUAACGAUUACUAUCGUUCCUGGCCCCGCCACCCAGUCCCAAGAAGAAGAAGACGAGAAAGACGAAACGCCUACGCAGACCCUCUACGCGGCUGUAUCGGCUUGCUCGAAUUUGCACCCGGAUCCGGUGGAGCCUGGGGAUGAGGACGAGGAUGAUGAAGAAGAGGGUGGUUUGUUGCAGACGGGAUUAGUCUCUAUGGGAAGUACCGAGGCUGGUGGAUUGCCGCCACCCGUAGAAGGGAGUUCGGGGUGGAUUACGGCGGAGAAUAUGCAUGAGUUUUUUGAUGAGGAGGGGAAUUGGAUUGCGGGUGGGGAGGAGCCGAAUUUGUCGUUGGGGCCCGGAGCUGGGACGGUCAGGCACAGGGAGGAUGGGGAGGAAGGUGGAGAGGGAGAGGGGUGA
This is a messenger RNA of Aspergillus sclerotioniger CBS 115572, 1052 nucleotides long. Its product is annotated as Voldacs domain-containing protein. Gene Ontology annotation, biological process: mRNA cis splicing, via spliceosome. The transcript is spliced from 2 exons. The record is from RefSeq and is a predicted model, not a curated record. Bases 192 to 1052 code for a protein of 286 amino acids. Gene Ontology annotation, cellular component: spliceosomal complex; cytosol. Lineage: Eukaryota; Fungi; Ascomycota; Eurotiomycetes; Eurotiales; Aspergillaceae.